Messenger RNA from Quercus robur (English oak), 928 nucleotides. RefSeq lists its product as uncharacterized. The transcript has 3 exons. The coding region runs from base 183 to 656 and encodes 157 amino acids. The record is from RefSeq and is a predicted model, not a curated record. NCBI's taxonomy places the organism in Eukaryota, Viridiplantae, Streptophyta, Magnoliopsida, Fagales, Fagaceae.
AAAACACUGUAACCCACAAGCUCUCAGUUCUCUCAAGCUCUCUAUGUUCUCUCAGUUCUCUCAAGCUCUCUCGGCUCUCAAGCUCUCUUGGCUCUCUCAGCUUACACUGGCUCUCUCUCUCUCUCUCACGACUUCUUCACUGUUCUCUCUCACGCCUAGCAUUCUCUCACAAAGGUUCAAAUAUGUCAGAAAAAAGGACUAUUGAUGAUGUGGUUAAGAAAGAUAGAGAAUAUUGGACAGCUAUUAUGGAUGAUGCACUUAUUGAUGCACUCUUGCAUCAACAUCAUCUAGGUAACAGAAAUGGUUCAGUCUUCACCACACAUGCCUAUGACAAUAUUGUGAAGGAAUUGCAAGAAAAAUUUGAAAAACCAAUAGACAAGCAAAAGGUGAAAAAUCGCAUUAAAACCAUUAAGUAUAAUUGGUCAGACUGCUAUGAUGUAUUUAAGAAUGGAUUGAGUGGUUUUGCUUGGAGUCCAAUCACCAAAAUGUGGAGUGCUGAACCGGAAGUUUGGGAAAGUCUAAUCCAGGCUAAACCUAAAGCAAAAGAGCUUAAGAACAAACCAAUUCCAAACUACGACAAAUUGGUUGAGCUUUAUGGAAAAGAUAGAGCAACUGGGGAACAAUCUGAAACUGCAUCAGAGAUGAGGCAACGGUAGGCUACUUCAACUGGAGAGGGCUCUAUGGAGAACAUUGAAGAUAUUGAUCAUUUAGUUGCUCAAAAUGAAGUUACUUUGGAGAGCUGUGAUAAUGUGGGUGAUAAUAAUGCGGGUGAAGCCUCCUCAAAAGCCAAAAAGAGAAAAACAUCAAAAAAUGAGGACAUGGAACAAAUUAUGGGAGCAAUUCAGGAUGUUGCUUUAGCAAUGAGAGAAGGAAAUUCAGCACUUAGAGAAGGAAAUUUAAUUUUUGAGAGGAGCUUGGCACGUCUUCC